GUUCGAAAUUAUUUCAAGGUCGAAUUGCAAAAAAUAAUUAAACAAAACUUGUCAGUUAUUUAAAACAACCCUGUGUAUUGAAAGAAAUUUAUCCUGAUAAUUCGAUAUUAGUUGCCAAUAAAAGAGAAAAUAUUAUAUUUAUAUUUAUAAUUAUUUAUAAUAUAUGGUAUUAUUAUGGUAAUCACAAUUUGGUAAGGCGAUCAGGCUAUUUUAAAUCCGCCCUGCGUAACCUUGACGAAAAUCAAUAAAAGUUGAGCGCCCUUGAUGGUUAAUUCGCGUAGCAAACGUGGUACACAAUUUCGCUUCGUUCAGGAAGUUAAAUUGCUUUGUAAAGAUACGGUGUGCGGUGAUGGUCGAUGAUGUUGUAUGCCUAUAGCAAUUAGCUUGUGAAAAAAGGUGAUUCAGGAGGAAUAUAGAUCAUUUCUAAAGUUACAUACCAAACGUGCAAUUGUUGUGUCAAUGACAUGGAAAAAAUCUCCGUAGCCUACAAUUAAUAUACUAAAUCUGAUCAUGGGUGGCGUGGUGAUGGUAAAAUUAGAUGGAUUGGCACUGUCUUUCCAAAUUUCCUAAUUUUUAUUUGCAUUAUAACAUAUCAGUUAUUUAUGUUGCUGCCAGAUUCCAACAAGCACGAUGAAAUAAGGCUCCUCCAUCAAGAACAUAAGUUGAUUCCUUCCUAUGGACGAUUCCUUUACUGUCUUACCGAGGAUUGCUUUGUUUGUCUAUAUUUAAACUACAAUGUCGGUGCAGGGGUUAGCUCGUAUUUAAAGAACUUGGUUAAAUCUUUUGUUCAAUCAAUCAGCAUGGUCGUUGAAAUAAAAUGUUCGGAUCCACAUGGACUGAAUUAUCAUUUAUCUUGACAGUUUGAAGCAAUAAUGCAAGAGUUUUCACCUGUUUUGAACGCUUUAUUGUGAGACGUCGAGACUGCCUUGAAUUUCGGAACCAACCUUUUCUGCUUGAUCACAGAACUGAUUAUUGGCAAAACAAUUGCAAAACAAGUUAUUGAUGUGCUAAACACCGUUUUUUUUGGGGAAAAACAAAACAAAACGGAAAACAUCAGAAGAAACAACAAGAUCCACCCGUCAACUUCAGUCAAAUGUGAAAAUUGUUACAUUAGACAUAGGAGCAUGGCAUUAUUGCCAUGCUGUGUUAGAGGUGAUCAGGACGACCCACACACGGAACAUAGUUUGCUUAUCGAUGCUUUGCUAGAGAAAGAUCGAAAACUGUACCGUGUUACACAUAGAUUACUAUUGUUGGGUGCUGCCGAAAGUGGGAAAAGCACCAUUGUAAAACAAAUGCAGAUUAUAAACUUGAAAGGAUUUAGUAUUGAAGAGCGCCAAAAGUACAUAGCUUCAAUUUAUAGCAAUGUUCGAGAAGCUAUGGUUGCGAUUCUAGGUGCUAUGAAGAUCAUAAUCCCUCCAAUUACGUUCGAACAUGAAUCAGAUGCUGCGAUUGCGACUAGAAUGCUAGACAGUUACUUUGACGGGGAAAAAUUUGAAUAUAACUCCCAGUUUUUUAAUGAUUGCCAAAAACUAUGGAGAACGGGGGAAGCGCAACUUUGUUACGAACGUUCAAACGAGUAUCAUUUAAUCGACAGUGCGAAAUAUUUUUUCGAUAAGUUACCCGAACUGCAGCAGGAAACCUACCUGCCUGACGAUCAAGACAUUUUGCGUUGCAGAAUUGUCACGACUCAAAUCCUGGAGAUUCAGUUCAAAGUAAAGGACGCCAUCUUCCACAUGUUUGAUGUUGGCGGUCAGCGAGAUCAACGACGCAAAUGGAUUCAGUGUUUUAACGAUGCUACCGCUAUUGUUUUCGUGACGUCACUUAGCGGAUUUAAUUUAGUGUUGCAAGAAGACGAGAACAAAAACCGUUUCCAAGAAAGCAUGGACUUGUUUAAACAAAUUUGGACUAAUCGUUUUCUGAAGGACGUAUCAGUGAUCCUUUUCUUAAACAAACAAGAUUUAUUACUUGAGAAAAUCACUGCUAACAAGUUUCAUAUCGAAGACUACUUUCCUACUUAUAAGUACUACCAGCCAAUAACUACUUCUAAAAAGGUCACUGCAAUAGAACCCCCGGAGUUCACUAAAGCAAAGUUUUUUUUUCGCGAUAGUAUUUUAUCUUUAACUAAAGAAUCGGACGAAACAACUAAGAAGUCGAGUUCGUCGUCUCGCCUAUGUUUUCCGCACUUUACCUGCGCCGUUGACACGAAUCACAUGAGAAAAAUAUUCGAAGAUUGUCGCACAGUGAUCCAGCGAAUCCACCUGGAACGAUUUGGUAUUAUUGCGAUGAAUAGUUGAUUUGCUUUUGUUUUAUUGUUCGAGAUUUUAAAACAAAACAAAUGGUUCGGAUCAGAUUAUUUUUAAUGUUAAAUUCUUAAACGUUCUAAAAACUCUAGCUACCUGCUGGUCUUGGUCUCAACUAGAUUUUGUGCAAAUAUUCAUUGAGCUAAGAAGCAAUUUUAUCGUAAUUUUAGCAAAAAAAAUUCUCAGUAGUAAUUAACCACCUCAUCCUGGUGCAGAAAAUUAUAUUUUUUUUCUAUUCUUACAGUCGGGGUAAUACAACUCUAUAAAUUUCGGAGAUAUUGGUUAUACAGAUGAUUUACGAUAAUUCGAGCAUUCAGUUAACUCGAACAAAAUCCUUUAUCCCGUAGGCAAUCUUCGUUUUCUGUAUUAAAAAUUUUCCAAUAAUUCGAUGUAUGCUAAAAAACAGCUAUUUGAUGUUUCUAUUCCGGAAUAUUUCAUUUAGGAAUUUCAAUAAAAGUAUGCGCAUUUCUUCCCUUGAAGUAUAUUUGCUUUCUUUUGUGCGAUAGUCGUGAAAACUUCUAGAACAUACGAAUAUAAGGCAUUUUGUUGUGCUACUUUUUUAUGGGAUUAAAAUUAUUUACGAGGAUAAUAAUACUUUUUGGUUAUAUGGACAGAGAUAGCCUUUUAGAGCAAUGACACUGUUUAUGUAGUUUGUUACAGUGUUUUUUUCAUGUGGUGUGAAGGGAACGGCUUGGGAGGUUUUUUAAAUAAUUUCUCAGUUUUGGCAGUCUUCAAGGCUAUGCAGCUAAAAUAAGGUAGCUUAUGAAUGGAAAAAGGCAUUAGUAACUAAGUUGUAUAUGUUUAAGUUUUAAAAAUUUAAAAGGUUUUUUUUUCAGUGUAUCCGUACUUGCUAAAAUUUACGACUCUUUUAAUAAGCAGUGUUGGUUAGACGGUGUAACGUAUUGAAUACAUUUGCUUAUGGGUCGCGGCAAGGGAUUGCCCUCUCCCCAAUUUCUUACUAGUUAAUGAUUUUUUUCAAAUAAAGUAUAUUUCAAAGUAAAAUAGAAACCAUUUUUUUUGGUUAUUAAUGUCUUUAAUUUCAUGAUAUAUCUUAGGCCUUUACACCUCUCCAUCACCCUAAUUUUAAAUCUCUCGUCACAAACUCUGUUGUUUAUUUGUUUGUGUGUGGAAUUAUUGUGAGUUUGCUGGCAAACUAGGAAAUACAUGUUAAACAUGUUGUAUAUGGUUUUUACUCUCCGUGUGUUCCCCGUAAUAUGUCGUUAUUCUUGUAGAUGUGCUCUCGUUAUUUACAAAAAACUGCAUUACAAACGAAAGUAUAAAGAUCUUCAUCACAGGUUGUGGAUAGGAAAUCUUUUAUAUUGAUCUACCCGUCUUUUUUCCACGGAUAUUAUUUUGGUUCUAGUCGUCAACCCGUGGUUAAAAUCCACGGGGUUGCCCGUCCUUUAUAUAUCGCAUUUCGUGUUUCCGUAACACGACGAUUUUCUCGCAGACACACUUUUUUGUCUAGUGUAGCGUCGAAGGGAGGCACGUGGCAGCGUGCAAUAAAUCCAAAACUGCUUCGGUGAUAAAACUUGGCAUACUUACAAGGUAUUAAUACAAACAGAUUCCAAGUAAGAAAAUAAUUUGAUAGUCACAGGAUUCAGAAAUGAUGUUACAUGUGCCUAAUUUGCCUACAAUAAAUUUGAAUUUCUCAAAAUACUCAUGCUACGACCUUGAUUUUUGGUAGAAUUAUUGAUUUUGUUUAAAAAUAUUAUUUUGAUAACGAUAACUUCUAGCAUAAUAAUGGCGGCGAAGAGAUCGCACGCGUUUUUUCUAGCUGGUUUGAUUGUUGGAAUUUAUUGUUGUUUUUGUGUAUUCAAACCAAGAUUUGUGAAACCAGAUGGAAUAAGUUUAACACUUAAUGUUCAAGACUACUACGACGAGAUUGGAGAAACGUUUACUUUCAGUUCAAUCCAUGUUUGUAAACAAAAACCUUGACCAACAGUAAGUUGUACAAGACGCAAAAGUUUGUUUAUAGUUUUACUACUCUUGUGUGGUGACAUAGAAACAUGUCCUGGUCUGAAAUGUGUUCAUCAAAAUAUUCUUGGGUUACUUUUAAACUUUUCCCACUUGGAAGCGUUAGUACACAAGCAUGAUUCAAAAAUUGACAUUAUAACCUUGUCUGAAACACAUAUUUUGAACGAGGAUUUUAGUGACAAUGAUGCUCUUUAUGAACUGUCUGGUUACACUUUGGUUAAAAGAAACAGAACAUCUGGAAAAGGAGGAGGCGUGGCUGUUUAUGUCAAAAACAAUAUUAAUUUUAAGCAAAGGCUGGAUUUAGAAAAUUCAACUUUGAGUCUCUGUGGCUUGAAAUUUUUAUUAAAAAAUCGAAAUCAAUUUUAGUAGGGUGUUUCUAUCAACCUCCAGAGGGUUCAAAGUACUUACCAUCUAAAUAUAACGAAACAUUUGACGAUCAUUUAAAUUGUAUCAAUCAAGAAAAUAAGGAAACUAUACUCAUGGGAGAUUUCAAUGUGGACUAUAAUGUUACAAACGUCAAUAAAGAUUUUAAAUCUACAAUUAAUGUGCAUGGUUUUAAACAACUUAUCAAUAAACCCACAAGAACGUCUUCUACGUCAUCAACGACAAUUGAUUUAUUUUUCACUAAUUGUCCCGACAAUGUUCACUGCACUGACGUAUUCCCAACUUCGCUGAGCGAUCACGAUAUGGUUGGUGGAAUACGUAGGAUACACAACAUCAAGCAUCCUAUGCGAACUCUGAAGUGCCGUAAUUACACUAACUACGUUCCUGAAAACCUUUUUUAUGACGUCUCCUAAAUUGACUGGCGCCCUGUAUACGACGCCAGUGAUGUAAAUUCUGCAGUUACGUAUUUUAACUCGAAGCUAAGAGAUUCUUUUGAUAAACACGCCCCGUUAAUCGAAAA
This is a messenger RNA of Hydractinia symbiolongicarpus, 5181 nucleotides long. Its product is annotated as guanine nucleotide-binding protein G(s) subunit alpha-like. Gene Ontology annotation, cellular component: heterotrimeric G-protein complex. Gene Ontology annotation, biological process: adenylate cyclase-modulating G protein-coupled receptor signaling pathway. The transcript is spliced from 3 exons. Lineage: Eukaryota; Metazoa; Cnidaria; Hydrozoa; Anthoathecata; Hydractiniidae. The record is from RefSeq and is a predicted model, not a curated record. The coding region runs from base 1125 to 2294 and encodes 389 amino acids. Gene Ontology annotation, molecular function: GTPase activity; G protein-coupled receptor binding; GTP binding.